AUGUCCAGCUGCCUCUUGUGCCGCAGUAGAGCUACUUUCAUCCGACAACCGAUUCUCCUGCCAUCGGCCCCGACAUCACAUCAGCCAUGGCUGCGAUGGUCAUCGUCCGACCUGCGGCGCCGGCCGUCCCGAAUGAGACUGUCGCCAAAUGUUGCUAGGCCAGCCUUGAAACCGAGCGGCGACAAAAAACGCAGUCGCAACGACCGGGGCCCGUGGGCGAACACGAAUCAAACUGAGGCACGCUUGAAUGGUACUACAAAGUCAAGGUCGCAGUCUGCCUUGAAGCGGUCGUCGCAUCGAAAUGAAGCGAAGACUCCGAAAGAGGAGGACUCGCCUUUGUAUAAGGCGCUGAAGAUGCAGACUGCGCUGGCUCCGAUGACCUACCAUUUGCGCACUUCCAUUAAGGAGAAGAUAGCCAGCGUCAUGAGCUUUGAUCAGUUCGGUCUUCUGCCUGUCGUGCAAGAUGCAAUAGCCACCCAGGCUCUUCCUACGCUAGUUGACCUCACGCCUACCCCGAUCCAGAAAGUCGCCAUUCCCGCAUUACUAGAAGGAAGUGACCAGAAAAACAAGCCGAAGAAGAAGAGGAGCAAGGAUGAGGACAUGAAUUACAGCUAUGACCAGUAUCUACUGGCGGCAGAAACGGGUUCUGGGAAGACUUUGGCAUAUCUAGUGCCUAUUAUCGACAUGAUCAAACGGAGUGAGAUCGCCGAACAGGAAGUGAAGGAGAAGGAGGAGGAAGCCAAGGCACGAGAAGCGGCUCUCAAACCCACUCCUAAAGUCCCUCAAAUUGAGCCACCAGAGCUAUCUGAGAACCUCAUCUCAACCGCCGGACGUCCGAGAGCAAUUAUUCUAGUUCCGACAUCAGAACUAGUACGCCAAGUUGGCACCAAAGUCAAGGAUUUUGCCCAUGCAGUGAAAUUCCGUUCUGGCCGGAUCACCUCAGAUGACUCAGCUCGCAAGAUUAGAAACACGAUAUUCAAUCCUAUUGGUAUCGAUAUCCUCGUUUCGACUCCGCAUCUACUGGCCUCGAUCGCCAAGACUGACCCUUAUGUCUUGAGCCGUGUCGAGUAUAUCGUUGCAGAUGAAGCAGACUCAAUGCUCGACAAAUCUUUUGCGCCCAUCACCAAUGAGAUCAUUGACAAAUCCGCACCUUCUCUCAAAAAACUUAUUCUUUGCUCCGCUACCAUCCCUCGCAGCCUUGAUACUAUCCUUCGCAGCAAGUAUCCUGACAUUCGCCGUCUAGCUACGCCAAAUCUUCACGCGAUUCCACGCAGAGUGCAACUCGGUGUGAUUGAUAUCGACAAGGAUCCGUAUCGUGGGAAUCGCAGCUACGCUUUGUCUGAUAUUAUCUGGUCUCUCGGCAAAGCUGGCGGUGAUGAAACAAUGGGACAUUUAACCAGAUACAUGGAACCGGAAGUCAAGAAAAUCCUCGUAUUCGUGAACGAACGUGAGGAGGCUGAAGAGGUGGCUAAAUAUCUUCAAGAGAAAAACAUCGACGCCGUUGCAUUUUCUCGCGAUUCAGAGAAACGUCAGGCCGAAAUUCUGUCCGAGUUUACGCAGCCGAGACGCGCCCCAACUACAGAAGAGAUUCUCGAAAAACAACGAGAGAAUCGUAUGGAGAGAUCUUCAAUUCCUUUUGUCAUGGAGGAAAAAGAUUCCAGGCCAAACAUCUCGCGCAAGUUGCCAAAUACAAAGGUUAUGGUGACCACGGACCUCGGUUCUCGUGGAAUCGAUACGCUGCCCGUCAGAACCGUCAUUUUGUAUCAUGUGCCACACACAACAAUCGACUUUAUCCACCGACUAGGCCGUGUUGGACGAAUGAAUAAGCGUGGCCGUGGUAUUGUCCUUGUUGGCCGGAAAGACCGCAAAGAUGUGGUGAGAGAAGUGCGCGAUGCCAUGUACCUUGGCAAAGCCUUGAUUUAG
Talaromyces rugulosus is the source of this 1923-nucleotide messenger RNA. RefSeq lists its product as uncharacterized. Gene Ontology annotation, biological process: maturation of LSU-rRNA from tricistronic rRNA transcript (SSU-rRNA, 5.8S rRNA, LSU-rRNA). The transcript has a single exon. The record is from RefSeq and is a predicted model, not a curated record. Bases 1 to 1923 code for a protein of 640 amino acids. Gene Ontology annotation, cellular component: nucleolus. NCBI's taxonomy places the organism in Eukaryota, Fungi, Ascomycota, Eurotiomycetes, Eurotiales, Trichocomaceae. Gene Ontology annotation, molecular function: nucleic acid binding; ATP binding.